This is a messenger RNA of Symbiodinium sp. CCMP2592, 1953 nucleotides long. NCBI's taxonomy places the organism in Eukaryota, Dinophyceae, Suessiales, Symbiodiniaceae. The record is from the annotation of a GenBank genome assembly.
AUGCAAGGACGAGCAGAACCAGGGCGCACCAGACAGUUGUCGGCGGUCUCAUCAGCGGCUGAGCUACCAGCCGUUUUGCACGUCUAUGCGAGGAACCUGCAAAAAGGCAUUCGCAGCACUCGGUUCGGAGACCGCAGCUCUGCUCUGGAGGUGCAAGAAGUGCUGACGCAAAGGUCGCACGUUUUCGAGAUCUAUGAAGACUCGGAGGGGCGCGUUGCCGUUCGCUUUGCCGGGGAGAAAGGCGAUGCUGGCAAUCAGAAGCUGGAGCUUUUCCAAGGCCCGGCGGGGCCCCAAGCGCUCCAAGCGCUGACACCCCAGCCGCUGCCACCUGGGCGGGUCUUCACUCAGUGUGCCUUGCCGGCGGAAGAGCUUCCGCCCUUGCGCCCGGAGCAGGUGGCCGAGAUUGAGGAGGAGCUGCUGAAAGCCGGCGGCAGUGAGCGCUUUCGUCGCCUCAGCCUCCAUCUUGGGAUCCAGGAGCGGCAGGCACAAUUUCACUUCCGAUUGUACGAAGACCAGGGAAAGCUCUUCAUCAGCCAUCUGAUUCCAGAGAGGGAGCGCCUUGAGUCGAUGCUCUUCAAACUGCAGCCGACGAGGUCUGCUGUGGGGGAGGCAAUGGCCUUCUGCAUGGAGCAAGCCUCGGUACACGGCGCCAUGCUGGCACACGUCCUGGUGGCUUCACUGACACUGCCAGGCCUGGCCCCUGCCUCCGUUUUGGCACGUCUCUUCCUGAUCAGUGAUGUUCUCUUCAACUCCAGGUGUUCGGCCAAAGGUGCCGCCAGAUACCGCUCUCUUUUCGAGGAGUUGUUGCCAGAUGCAUUCGAGAAAGUGGGUCAGUGGCUGCCGGGUCAGGAAAUGGCCGAGGCAUCUUCACGCAGCAUGUUGGAUGCUUGGAGGACAUGGGAAGUGUUUCCUUCGGUCUUCUUGGAUGGCUUGGAGGCCUUGCUCCUCUCAGCAAUACCUCCAUCCUUGGAGGCCUGUCUUGCUGCAGAGGCAGAGGGUUCCCUGCUGCGGCAGAAGCUGGAGCGAUGGGCCUCGGCGGAAAUUUCCCCGACAGAGGUGCGGCAAGGUGCUCGGUGCCGUGGUCUCGCAAAUGCGCAGUUGCCAGUGGCCCGCUGCCGACUGCGGCUCUGCCACUGCGAGCGCUAUUGGCAUGGGCGCAUACAGGUGCCGGAUCUCCCAGACGAGGCCGAGGAGGUGCCGCAGGAGGCCUCCCCGGAGUUGAUGGACGUGGACGAGGUCUGUAGCAUUGACGGCGACCCGGCGGAGGGCGACGAGGCCGUUCAGGCCACGAGUCGGUGGCCCGUGCUUGGACUCACCGAGUGGCCCCUGGGCAUUGGCAUGGACCCAGGUGCUCUGCCGGAUAUCUUCGAUCCCAAGUAUGUCCUAAACUGCACACCACCGCGUUCGAAUGGCGGCGUGGCGAAUGUGUACGAGAAGGAUCCAAAAUUCGAGUACUGCCGUGUCUCGAUGGGCGACAAUGCCACAGAGACCCUGCAGUCUCGAUUCGAGGCAAGCUGGAUUUUUUUGGAAAAGGCCCGAAUUCGCGAGGAUGGCUCUGUCUUGAUUCACUGCCAGCAGGGUGUCUCGCGCAGUGUGUCUAUGGCAAUGUCCUACAUGAUGAAAUACUACAGGAUGCUGGGGUUCAAAUUAGACGUCGUUACGACUGCUUCUGGACGGAAUGCCCGUUUGUGUUUUCCUGGCAGUGCUUCACAUCUCUCAGUGCCAGCUCCAGUGCAUGUCAUGCUGGGCAGCGUGUGGCUCCACACUGGCCAUACAGUAGCAGUAGCUUCAAAUCCUCAUGCAUGUGCACAGGCAGCUUCUGUGAGACCAUUGACUCCUGCCACCAUGUCGGAAUAUCUCCCUGCUUUUGUAAUAGCUUCCCUGUUCCAUUCUGAUGGCAAAGUGUGUGUGCAUCUCAGGGUUUUGCUUCAGGGAUCAGAUGCCGGUGCAUAG